This is a messenger RNA of Branchiostoma floridae (Florida lancelet), 3872 nucleotides long. RefSeq names its product diphthine--ammonia ligase-like. The record is from RefSeq and is a predicted model, not a curated record. Gene Ontology annotation, molecular function: diphthine-ammonia ligase activity. NCBI's taxonomy places the organism in Eukaryota, Metazoa, Chordata, Leptocardii, Amphioxiformes, Branchiostomatidae. The transcript is spliced from 18 exons. The coding region runs from base 120 to 2234 and encodes 704 amino acids. Gene Ontology annotation, biological process: protein histidyl modification to diphthamide.
UGACAUCAGCAUGGCCGUCGACGAAAGACAGCGUGAAAGUUUGAAGAAGAUAUAAAUUCUUGCCAGUCUACAGUCAAUUUUACCCCCAAUACCCACAAAAAAGAAAGGCAUAGAUAAUAAUGAGAGUCGUGGCAUUGAUCAGUGGAGGUAAAGACAGCUGCUACAACAUGAUGCAGUGUGUAGCAGAAGGGCACCAGAUAGUUGCUUUGGCAAACCUUCGGCCCCAGGGGAAAGAUGAGCUGGACAGCUACAUGUUCCAGACAGUAGGCCAUGAUGCCAUUGACCUGUAUGCAGAGGCCAUGAGCCUCCCCCUGUUCAGGCGUACCAUCCAGGGAGGGUCCGUGCAGGUGGGUAUGGACUACACUCCUACUGAUGCAGAUGAGGUGGAGGAUCUAUUUCUCCUGCUUCAAGAAAUAAAGGAGGAAGUUGAGAUUGAAGCUGUCUCUGUUGGAGCCAUUCUGUCUGAUUACCAGAGAGUCAGGGUGGAGAAUGUCUGCUCCAGACUAGGCCUUACAUCCCUUGGGUAUUUAUGGCGCAGAGAUCAACAAGAGCUCCUUCAGGAGAUGAUUGAUUCUCAGGUCCAUGCAAUCCUCAUCAAGGUAGCAGCCCUUGGACUGGACCCAGACAAGCAUCUGGGGCUAACAUUGCAGCAGAUAUAUCCACACAUGUUAAAGAUGAAUGAAAAAUAUGGACUGAACAUCUGUGGUGAGGGAGGAGAGUAUGAGACAUUCACCCUGGACUGUCCACUCUUCAGGAAGAAAAUUGUCAUAGACUGUUCUGAGAAGGUGGUCCACUCAGCAGAUCCUUUUGCCCCUGUUGCAUACCUCAAAUUUCCCAAGAUGCAUUUAGAAGAGAAGAUCCAGGAAAACCCUGGAGAAAUUUCCUCCAGUUUAACUGGUGUGUCAAUAAGGACUGGGGAGGUGAUGGUACAACAGGCCAUCAGUGCAGUAAAGUUACAUGUUGAUAUAACAAGAAGGAAUCAGCAAGAAACUACAUGUACAAGACUAAGACCCUCCAAUAAGAGAGGUGUCCCCAUGCAGGACAUAGUUACUCUGAAGAAGACACAUGGAGCCUAUACCUGGUUGUCUGUAGCUGUGUACAAGCCACAGGACAUAAACAACAAGAGAACUACAGAGGACACAGCACAAGUCGCCAUGGAUACGAUCAAAGACACUCUGGCUGGUAGUGGACUGUGUAUGGCUGAUAUUGCACAUGUACAGUUAUAUGUGGCAGACAUGGCAGAGUUUGGCAAAGUCAACUCAAGAUAUAAACAAUAUUUUUCCAUCAACCCACCCUCCAGGGUUUGUGUGGAAGGAGCGUUCCAUGCAUCAGGGAAACUGGUCCAGUUGGACUGCUGUGUAUGGAGGCAACAGACGGGAGGAGGGGAGAGAAGAACCAUGCAUGUUCAGGGUCUGUCCCACUGGGCUCCUGCUAACAUUGGACCUUACAGCCAAGCUUCACAGGUUGACCAGACCUUGUUCCUGGCUGGUCAGAUCCCCCUGUGUCCCAGCACCAUGCUCAUAGUGGAAGGUGGCAUCAUUCCACAGACAAGGUUGUCCCUGAGCCAUGUUCAGAGGGUAAUGUCUGCCAUGUGUACAGGUGCCAGCCUUAUCAACAGCAGACUUGUCAUCUGUUACGUGACUAACAUCAGUUAUAUCCAAAUAGCAAAGGCUGCUUGGGAGCAGAACACACAGGUAAUGGAUGAUAUCCAGCAGGAUGACAUCAGGAGUGGUGUGGAGACUUAUGUGGUAGUCCCUGCCCUCCCCCGUGGUGCACUGGUGGAGUGGCAUGUGACAGCUACAGCUGAUCCCAGUAGUUGGGAAGAGAAGAGAAGUUUGUGUUCUGCUGGUGGCACAGAGGUGACCUUGGACUGCUGUUACUCCACAGAAAGGCGGACUGCUGCUGUGAAGAUCAGCCUAGGUUUGCCCUGUACAUCCCAGGAAGAGUGCAUAAGUCUAGAAGGGGUGAUCCCCACACUUGUACAUGAGCUGUCUGGUCUGCUGUCAGUCUGUGGGCUGGAGCUGCAGGAUGUCCUGGUAGUAAGGAUUUUCUACCUCCCAGAAGUGGCAGAGGAACAAUGGUUGCAGACAGUUAUGGAAGGUGCACUAAACCAGGAUGGAAGGGGUGCCCCAGCUCUGGCAUUUGUUCCUGUGAGUGCAUUGGAGCCUGGUCAGGUCCUGGCAGCUUGUUGUUGGGUGCAAGGACUACUCGACCAUUGGACAAGAGAAAGUUGAAGGCUAGGAAGUCAUCUUUUUUUUCUGUUUUAUUAUUUUAAUGUUUUGUUCUUACGUUCUAAUGUUAUCAGAUUGUGACCCGUGAUCGCAUCCCUAUGUCCAUGUUCAAGAUUUUGAACAGAUCUUGUGGAGGGAUGGUUGAUUCCUCAAUUGAUGAGGAAAGGACAAGAAUGUGACCCUUUCCUUCCUAACAUUUCACUUGUCUUUCUCACAAACAAUAUUAACAAACCAUGUAUUCUUCAUGAUGCUGAAUCUAACAAAACCUUUUAAGUUAUGUUUGUGGAAUUCAGCAUUCAAUGGGAGAGAGUAACAAAACAUUGGGGAAAACAUAGCUUAUAACUUUGAAAGGGUUCUCAGCUGCUGGGUUACACCAUAUCUUUGUCAGAUAUUCCUUCUGACACUGAGGAAAGAUUCUCUUCUAAUCUUGUCAACUUUUUCAUCAAAGCAUUUAUUACAAAGACAUAAAAUGAUUUAGCCUCCACUUGAUUUGGUUUUAUUCAGUUACAUGUAAACAGUAGUGAACAUUAUUUGUGAUAUGUUGCCUUUGAAGUUUUACCUUUGAUUUGCAAAAGGCAGGCCUGUGACACAAACUGACAAAUGAAUGCACACUGACAAGUAAAUAUCCUUGACCAAGUUGAACUUUGUCUUGGUUGUACAUUGUACAUUAGCUGUCUAGUGUGUAGGGUGUUCGGUUUUGAAAUUUGCAAAACACAUUCAUUAACAGAAACAAGCUCCCCCUCAUGCAACUCACAUGGCAGUAAAGUAAUGGACAAACUGGUUUUGGUUACUUUUAUCCAGAAGAAAGGAUCUAACUAUUCAUCUCAUGUACACUCAAAUAGCACACUUUCAAAAGCAAGUCCACUCCCAAGUUUAUUUCAAAUAAUUUACACAGAAGACAGUAAAAACUAUCAAGAACUGACAAGUAAGUGACAAGUAUGCAGUACAUUUAGAUAGCUGUUACAGAUAAACUGACUGCAGAAGCAAGUGGUGCAUCUGGCUGUAGAAAGCAUUAAAUUUCUGUUGUCACAAAUCAACUUUUCCAUCGUGACACCGCCGCUACCUUCAGACUUUCACAGCUUACUACUGCACUCAGUUUUCACAGUAUUUGGUACAGUAUCAGACACAGCAUGCAGCCUGUAUUGGACCCCUCUCCUCAGAAAGGAGGCCCAAGGCUAUGGACAUGGCAAACAGCCUAUGUUGUUGACUACAAACCCUGAGGUAGAAUCAGCCCAAACGUGGAUCCAUGAGUGGGACCCUUGGACGGAUGGCUCUCCUUCUAUUAUUUUGCAACCCAGUUCCAUCUAAACAUUGUUCUACAGACCUCUCCUUUUUUUCUGCAAGUAUAAUCUAAACAAGAAAGUCUGCUGUGUUUCUCUUUUUAAGUACAGAUAUAUUUUUCUUGUGUUCUUGCUAAUUUUUACAUAUCUUGGCCAAGGAAGGUGUACAUUCAUAGCAACAGUAAUUUCACCAUGAUAUGGGGAAGGUGCUGGUGCUUUGAAGGAGAUCUUCCAACAAAUGAAGUCACAUAAUUGGUGACAAAAACUUCAUUUGCACAUAUAAGCUCCAGAGGUGCUGAUAGUACCUACCAAAACAGCACCUGUAGCUACACCAAUAAAAAACACAAGCUCACACUCCAAA